Molecule: messenger RNA, 393 nt
Organism: Gryllus bimaculatus (two-spotted cricket)
Lineage: Eukaryota; Metazoa; Arthropoda; Insecta; Orthoptera; Gryllidae
Source: the annotation of a GenBank genome assembly
AUGGCCGACGGGCCGCACCUGGCAGCCGAGGCCCCGGCGGCGCCGCCCCCGCCCGCGCUGACGCCCGCAGCCACCGCGCCAGUCGCCGACUCGGGCCAGACCAACACCGACUCGGGCUCCGAGGUGUCGGACGAGGGCUACCGCAGCCUGGGCGCCGUGGCGUCCCCGCCGCAGGCGCCGCCGCCGCCCCCGCCGCCGCUACCGACCGCCGCGAACACAGCUAUGGCAGGUGCCAAGUCGCGUGCCGAGCAAACAUCAGAGGUGAGAGGGGAUGUCGGAAGAAGUGAAGGGGAACUCCGUGAAUGUUGGACUAAUGGUGAUGUUAUCGCGUGUCUGAUGGAUGUUAAGAGUAAUGUUGCGAAGUCAAAAUCAUUUAUCAUCUUAGACCUGUAG